AUGCAUCUUAAUACCUGCCCGUCAUGUUUAUUAUUUAUUGCUUUUAUCCUGACAUUCAUUCACUCGGCCAUUUCUCAGCCUAUCAGAGCCAGCAAAUGGAUCAAAUCGGGCCCAUUCGAGACUAUCAAUCCUCAUGGGACAUGGACGCAGAUGGAAAAAGAAGCCCAAAGCUACUUGGCUAGCCCAUCGCAAGUCAAUCAUAACCAGAUGCAGAGCCCAGCCUGGCGGCCCACAGGCUAUGACAUGGAAGCAACAGAGCAAAUGGGACUUAAGCUUUCCCAUUCAAAAGGAAUCUCUGCAUCUACAAACCAAGCUAUUCCAAUAGUCUCUGUAACCCCGCCUGGAUAUUUGGAGAUGACUGCCGAUAAAACACACAAGCACUAUUCGGAAUAUGUGAAAGCCAAAUCAGGGCUCAAGUCAAAACUCGAGGAGAUAUCGAACGACGCUAUUGCUGCUGAUAGACAGCAUCGCUAUGACGAGUUUCUAAGAAACAUGCACAUCAAGAACGCUAUCCACCAGAAGCACAGUGAUAACCUCCCAGGGGUCUUCUCUGUUUCUUCUGGUCAAACAGUCUCUUUCUUUACAUAUCGCAUUCCUAUUCCGACGCUGAGGUUCAACACAUCCAGCUUAACAGGCUAUCCUUUUCCUGGGGUCUUUACAACGGUUAUCGUCCUCUUGGCGAUGGUUUGGAUCGCCAUGAUCACCAUCGGCCUGGUUGAGUUGGGCAAUCAUAUGUGGAUGCGGCGUCGUCGAACUGUCGACGCACAGUGCAGCAAAGAGCACAACGUGGAACUCGACGAGCUGGCGAAGGUGCCAAUCACAGUUGUUGCGAUUCCCACGGACAGGGUCCUGAUUACGAAAAAUUAUCAGCUCACAGAACAUGCACUUGAGGACUCUGACGAGAAUUCGGAUUCUGAUGAAGAUGAUUAUCGAAUCUUUUGA
Molecule: messenger RNA, 942 nt
Organism: Penicillium olsonii
Lineage: Eukaryota; Fungi; Ascomycota; Eurotiomycetes; Eurotiales; Aspergillaceae
Source: the annotation of a GenBank genome assembly